AUGUACCGGACCGGGCCCAAGAGCGCCAGUGUUCUGGAGACUGCCAGCCACACGCUGCGCAGCGCGGUGCUGGAGGAGUUCCGCAACAACAAGGUGCGCAAGUACGAGCUCAAGGAUAUCUGCGGAUACAUGGUGGAGUUUAGCACCGACCAGCACGGCUCGCGGUUCAUCCAGCAGAAGCUCGAGACAGCGACUCUGGAUGAGAAGCAGCUUGUGUUCCAGGAGGUGCUGCCGAACUCGCUGUCGCUGAUGACCGACGUGUUUGGCAACUACGUGAUCCAAAAGUUCUUUGAGCAUGGCAACCAGAUGCAGAAGCUCAAGCUGGCCAAGCAGAUGGAGACCCAUGUGCUGGUGCUGUCGCUGCAGAUGUACGGCUGCCGCGUCGUGCAGAAGGCCCUGGAGCACGUGGUGACCGAGCAGCAGGCGAGCAUAGUGCGUGAGCUCGACGGCAACGUGCUCAAGUGCGUCAAGGACCAGAACGGCAACCACGUCAUCCAGAAGGCCAUCGAGCGCGUGUCCGCCGAGCACAUAAAGUUCAUCAUCGACGCGUUCCACGGCCAGGUGUUCAAUCUGGCCACGCACCCGUACGGCUGCCGCGUGAUCCAGCGCAUGUUUGAGCACUGCACCGAGUCGCAGACCCGCCCGCUGCUCGACGAGCUGCACAAGUUCACGACCGGCCUGGUGCAGGACCAGUACGGCAACUACGUGAUCCAGCACGUGAUGGAGCGCGGCCAGCCGCAGGACCGGUCGCGCGUCUGUGCGUGCAUCCGCGGCCACGUGCUGCAGCUCAGCAAGCACAAGUUUGCAUCGAACGUCGUCGAGAAGUGCAUUGCCUACGGCGAGCCCGAGGACCGCAAGGCGCUGAUCGCCGAGAUCGUCGCUGUGCGCCGCGACGGCAUCAGCAACCUGGUCGUCAUGAUGAAGGACCAGUAUGCGAACUAUGUUGUCCAGAAGAUGCUUGAUGUUGUCGACGAGCAGCAGCGCGACAUGAUCCUCAGCAAGAUCCAGCCCCAUAUCUCGACGCUGAGAAAGUUCACCUACGGGAAGCACCUGAUCAGCAAGGUCGAGAAGUACCAGGGCAUCGACGAGUCGAGCAAGCCGUCGGCGUCGCCGGAGCCCGGCCCUCCCGAGCCCCAGGCUACCCCGCGGAGCUCUGGCCGCGCGCCAACCUCCUCUGGCAGCACCGGAUACCCGCGCUCGCAUGGAUCCGCCAAAUAG
Linderina pennispora is the source of this 1218-nucleotide messenger RNA. Its product is annotated as Pumilio1 in complex with Cyclinb reverse Rna. The record is from RefSeq and is a predicted model, not a curated record. The transcript has a single exon. Lineage: Eukaryota; Fungi; Kickxellomycota; Kickxellomycetes; Kickxellales; Kickxellaceae. Gene Ontology annotation, biological process: nuclear-transcribed mRNA catabolic process, deadenylation-dependent decay. Gene Ontology annotation, molecular function: mRNA 3'-UTR binding. Gene Ontology annotation, cellular component: cytoplasm. Bases 1 to 1218 code for a protein of 405 amino acids.